UACCGAAAUCUCCGCGCCGGCUGCUAGUGUGCUAACGGACACCCUGCGGGAAACAUCGUCGCCGCCGCCAAUCCCGUGCGCGUGUAGCAUUACCGACGUGCGUAUUUACGCGAUUGACGACGAAAUCUCACCCCAUAAUGUCUAUAUUAUACUCCUUGGUGCUGCUGUGGUGAAACAUUAUUUUUGAGUUUUUUUCUUCUAAUAUUUUCGUCUGGUUGAUCGCCGUUAAAAUACGACUUUAUUUUUAACAGCAGUAUCAGUUUUUUCUCGAUGCAAUCGUUGAUGAUUUACUGGAAAUGGAAACGCUGCAGGUCAAUAACACAGGCCGGAACCUGAUGGUUUGUUUUUGUCUUCUGAUCACAAGCGUUAUCAUAGUGAGCGGUAACCCACAGCAGACGGGCAAAGAAGUCGACCCGAACGCCAAUUCUGUGAACCAAUUCAAUAAUCAUGAAACGUCAAUGCCAAGAUUUGCCGAACCCAUACCAAACGUCACUGUCAGCAUUGGCAGAGACGCACUACUGGCAUGUGUGGUGGACAACCUACGUGGAUUCAAGGUCGCCUGGGUCAGGGUAGAUACUCAGACGAUUUUGUCAAUUCACCACAACGUUAUUACCCAAAAUCCAAGGGUAACGCUUUCCUACAACGAUCACCGAUCGUGGUAUUUGCAUAUUAGAGACGUGCACGAAGAAGAUCGGGGAUGGUACAUGUGUCAAGUGAACACGGACCCGAUGAGAAGUCGACAAGGGUACUUGCAAGUGGUCGUACCCCCGAGCAUCAUAGAUAAGGAGACGAGCACAGACAUGGUGGUGCGCGAAGCGAGUAAUGCUACUUUAAUAUGCAAAGCUGCCGGAUACCCAGAGCCGUAUGUGAUGUGGCGGAGGGAGGACGGCGACGAUAUUAAUUACAACGGAGACACAGUUAAUUUUAUUGACGGCGAAGUGUUGCACAUCACGAGAGUUAGUAGGCUCCACAUGGGUGCUUAUUUGUGCAUAGCCUCAAACGGUGUGCCUCCUUCCAUUAGCAAAAGGGUCACGCUCAAAGUCCAAUUUCCUCCGAUGUUGACUAUUUCAAAUCAACUAGUGGGUGGCUAUAUUGGUCAGGACAUCAAAUUGGAAUGUCACACCGAAGCGUUUCCAACGUCCAUAAAUUUCUGGACAACCGAAAAGGGCGACAUGAUCGUCUCGGAUAUGACGGUUUCAGGCGAAAAAUAUGAGGCCAUAUCCACAGACAGCGGGUACAACAAGUACAUGAUCCUGAAGAUUAGGAAAUUGUCACCACAAGAUUUCGGAUCAUACAAAUGCGUGGCGAAGAAUUCACUGGGUGAAACCGACGGAUUCAUCAAACUAGACCAAAUCGCAGUGCCGUCGAGACCCAUGGCGAUUACUGAAGAACCGGAUGAAGAUCGCAAAGAUUAUGACGACGACGACAACGACGGAGCCAACGGUGGCCCAUCGGAAACCGUUUUCAACUCGCUGCCGACGGACAACAGUUCGCUCAACUCGGACGCGGUCCGGUGGUCGCAUGACGGCGUCUUCGGUUGGAUCGCGUCUGCCGGAUGCUGUUGGAUAGCCUCCACCUUAGUGUCCGGCAGGUGAUCGUCGUCGUUCGUGAAUUGCUCUCAACAUCCGAUGCGGAAGCGUCGUCGUGCACGUAAUCGUCACACUGUCAAAAUGUAGUGCUGUGGCGCGGCAUCGUCCCAUCCUCCGGAACCGGAACGGACUGUAGUAAUUUUUUACGCCCUUAAAUUUUUGUGUUUUUGGUUUUUUUUUUUUUUUUUUGGUUUAGUAUAAGUGCGUUAUUAUCCUCGUGCAUUUUGUAUGAUAAAAAAUUUAAAAUGAAAAUCGCGGCCGGGCGUGCCGGCGAUUAUGCGGUGUUAUACGAGUAAUUCGUCGCUUUGAUUUGUAAUGUACCUAUAUAAUUGCAGUUAUUAUAAUAUAUUAUAUUUAUUAUAAUAUCACGCAAAUCAAAUAUUAUUAUAAAUCGUGUUGUAUUAUUCGGCUAAUUGUAACGUUUUUAUAGCAUAAUUAUAUACGUAUUAUAUAUACAUUAUAUAAUAUUUCGUCCUAUUCAGCACUGUGUAAUAAUAACAAUAUAACAAUACUUACAUUGUUGUGAUGUAUAUGCGUGCGUAGUCUCCGCCGAAACCGUUGUACAUAUUAUUAUAGUUAUAAUACUUAUUUUGAUCGUUUACAAUAAAUAAAUUCAAGCACGCACGCGUGCAUACAUGUUUA
Myzus persicae (green peach aphid) is the source of this 2231-nucleotide messenger RNA. Its product is annotated as lachesin-like. Lineage: Eukaryota; Metazoa; Arthropoda; Insecta; Hemiptera; Aphididae. The transcript has 11 exons. The coding region runs from base 297 to 1595 and encodes 432 amino acids. The record is from RefSeq and is a predicted model, not a curated record. Gene Ontology annotation, cellular component: neuron projection.